UCACCUUCUGGUUCAUCUGCAAUCAUGAGCUACGUCGCUAAAGGAGAAAAAGAAUACGAUGCUACCGGCGCGCCCAUUCCUGCCGCCAAAAUCCACAAAAUCCGUAUCACGUUGACGAGCAGCAACGUCAAGAACCUUGAAAAGUUCUCGAACGACCUCAUCAACCGUGCCAAGGACAAGCAGCUCCGUGUCAAGGGACCCGUCCGUCUGCCUACCAAGGUUCUCAAGAUCACCACCCGUAAGACUCCUUGUGGUGAGGGUUCCAAGACGUGGGACCGUUACGAGCUCAAGGUUCACAAGCGCCUUAUUGACCUCCACUCUUCCAGUGAGAUUGUCAAGCAAAUUACAUCUAUCAGCUUGGAGCCGGGUGUUGAGGUCGAGGUCACCAUCUCUCCUUAGACAGAUGUAUUUGUUUUCUGGAUGCAAUAUAUCGUAGCCUUGUGAAUUGCCUCUGAUUGUUUGUGCUUGUAU
Desarmillaria tabescens is the source of this 471-nucleotide messenger RNA. Its product is annotated as 40S ribosomal protein S20. The record is from RefSeq and is a predicted model, not a curated record. Gene Ontology annotation, molecular function: structural constituent of ribosome. The coding region runs from base 25 to 399 and encodes 124 amino acids. Lineage: Eukaryota; Fungi; Basidiomycota; Agaricomycetes; Agaricales; Physalacriaceae. The transcript has 4 exons. Gene Ontology annotation, cellular component: ribosome; cytosolic small ribosomal subunit. Gene Ontology annotation, biological process: translation.